AUGUUUUGUCUUGUAUCAUACAAUUGUUGUCCUAGAUUCUUCCCUAUGAAAUUGUCACAGUAUCUUUAUUUUCCCAUAAAUUCACCUUACAAUGUGAUUAAAGAGUUUGCACAACUUCAAGUUCAGCCCUUGGGUCCUAGGGAACCCGUUGAAAUCACAUAA
Melampsora larici-populina 98AG31 is the source of this 162-nucleotide messenger RNA. RefSeq lists its product as uncharacterized. NCBI's taxonomy places the organism in Eukaryota, Fungi, Basidiomycota, Pucciniomycetes, Pucciniales, Melampsoraceae. The coding region runs from base 1 to 162 and encodes 53 amino acids. The record is from RefSeq and is a predicted model, not a curated record. The transcript has a single exon.